AUGUUACUUGAUACUUGUGCUACUGCUAAUUUCGCAACAAUUGGUUUAGUGAAUAAGUUACAGCUUACUCCAUCGAAAUGUUGUUUUUCUGUUGGUGCCCUCGAUCACCUUACAACAACAGUUAAUGGCAUGGUUUCCAUCACUUUCAAAUCUGUUUACAACGAGCAUAAACGCACGCUUAACUUUUUGAUCGUUCCUAACAUAUCAGAUUUCGUCCCAAAUCAAUUAAUUCCUCGAGAGCGUAUCAGAAUUCCUAAAAACAUUUCAGUUGCUGAUCCAAAAUUUCACGUACCCGCUCCUAUUGAUAUGCUUAUUGGGGCCGGAGUAACUCUAUCCUUGUUUUCAAUCGGCACUAUUAAUCUGUCUCAAGAUAAAAGUGAUCUCUAUUUACAAAAUACUCGGUUAGGAUGGAUCAUUGCUGGUGAUUUAGAAUAUUCAAAGAAAUCCAUAACGGUCGAAACUUCCGAUUGUUUAUUUACGGAAUUAAAAGCGAUGGUUGAAAAGUUUUGGUCUGUAGAAGAAAUAUUAACAGAGCGGUCCAAUUUCAGUCAAGAAGAAAUCGAGUGUGAAAACCACUUCAAACAUCAUGUAACACGAGACGAUGAAGGACGCUUUAUCGUAGCAUUGCCCUUCAAAUCAACGCGUGUUGUGUUAGGAGAAUCUAAACAAAACGGUCUUAAAAGUCUAAACGGAUUAUUAAAAAGAUUUGAAAAUAACUCUCAAUUAAAAACGCAGUAUACAGCUGUAAUACAGGAAUAUUUAGAUUUGAAUCAUAUGUCACUAAUAAAGUCAACUCAAAAUUCGGAGGGUUUUUACUUACCUCAUCAUGCAGUUAUUAAAGAAUCAAGUAGUAAGACAAAAUUAAGACUCGUUUUCAAUGCAUCAGCGAAGAGCACGUCGGGAACUUCUUUGAACGAAAUGUUAAUGGUCGGCCCUACUAUUCAAGACGACCUUUUUUCCCUAUUGAUCCGUUUUAGAUUUCAUGCGUAUGUGAUUCUCGCUGAUAUAGAGAAAAUGUAUCGACGGUUUCUCAUUCGCGAAGAAGACCGUAAAUAA
Molecule: messenger RNA, 1056 nt
Organism: Belonocnema kinseyi
Lineage: Eukaryota; Metazoa; Arthropoda; Insecta; Hymenoptera; Cynipidae
Exons: 1
Coding region: 1-1056 (351 amino acids)
Source: RefSeq, a predicted model, not a curated record